Lachnellula hyalina is the source of this 3150-nucleotide messenger RNA. RefSeq lists its product as uncharacterized. The transcript has 5 exons. Lineage: Eukaryota; Fungi; Ascomycota; Leotiomycetes; Helotiales; Lachnaceae. Gene Ontology annotation, biological process: regulation of DNA-templated transcription. Gene Ontology annotation, molecular function: zinc ion binding; DNA-binding transcription factor activity, RNA polymerase II-specific. The coding region runs from base 1 to 3150 and encodes 1049 amino acids. The record is from RefSeq and is a predicted model, not a curated record.
AUGGCCUCCACUAACCCUUUCACCUCCUUCACCAUCACCCAGCCUUUCUUGGGCGCUCCUCUCAAUUUUGUUCCUGCUCUUGGUUCUCAAGAGCUUGAGCAAUUGGUCGAUGCCUACGUUCUGGGCAAUGCGUCCAAGCAGGAGAAGCUGUCCGAAGUCACCAUCGAUUUCUACAACCAUGCCACUGUCGACCUCAACACCGGCGCCUUGGUCAAAACCUACAAUGUCUUCGCCUUUGAGCAGUCCCCAUCCGAAUCCCAGUCCUCCUUCAGCCCUUCCAUGUAUACUCCUAGCCCUUCUGCUUCGAUGAACUUCGGCGAUUCUGCGUAUGGUUCUCUUAGCAUGACCCCUCCUGCGAGAAAAUCCGGAGGUAGAGUCAGCAAGAAGCCUGCGAAAAAGGAUGCCAAGAAGGUUGCUGAGGCCAGACUCCCAGGCUUCUCCAUCAUGACCAAGGACGGCAUUGAUGUGACUAGCACUGCUGGCCGUGGUACCAAGACCAAGGAGCAGAGAGAGCAUGCGCAUUUGAUGCGGAUCAUGAAGGCUUGCGACGCUUGCAAGAAGAAGAAGAUCCGAUGCGACCCAUCACAUAGCCGGCAAAGCAAUGAGAUGUCAAGAUCCUCGACAGUCUCGACUGGGCAGACCCUCUCAGGUAGUAGUGGUGGUAGUAAUAGUCGUGUGAACCCAAGUCCUACACUAUCUACACCAUCGUUAUCACAAGAAUCCUCAAUUCCAUCACAGAGCAACACUCCAUCCUACGGCGCGAUGGACGACUUCGUUCUGUUUCCUGAAGAUGGUUCCUCGUGGAAUCCAGCUGACAUGUCGAUUGCUGAGGAUGCCGAUUUGAGUCAAUUCAAUUUCGAUAUCAACCUCGAUAUUCCAAUGAACUCGGGUGAUUUCGAUUUCUCGAAUUUCGACUCGAUGCAGCAAGUCGACUUCAACCAACUCUCUUACCUGCCUGCCACCCCACAACUUGGGAUGGAUCAAUGGGCAGGCCUCCCAAGUUCACAUUCAAGACCGCAUCCAUCAUCUUUUACGCAAGAUGCUGGACAGCUAGAUGUGAACUCGCAAGACAGCUGGAUUAAUGCGCUUGCAGAUUCUAUCUAUAAUCGCAGGGCCCAGCCAUCUUCCUUCUCUCAGGAGUCGGGCGAAAGCUCGAUCUUCUCUACUGCCAACGUCUCCCCACAAACCGUUGGGACGCUUGCUGAUGAGAUUUGGCCUGAUGGUCCCGGCGAUUCAUUAUCAUCGUCUCAGUCCAAUAGCCAUGUGCGGCAACCAUUAUCGCAACGCUCGUUGGAUGAAGGAACUGGCUUAAGCGUACGCCAGGCAUCGUCCGAUCUAUCACCAAUGAAUGACAGUACGACGUCGACUUACUUAAGCCAUACUCAAUCACGAUCUGACGGCUCACCUACAGCCGUAAGCAACUACUCUCCUGCAGAGUGGAGCGGAGCUGGAUCACUCUCCAGCUCGAGAUCAUCUCUGCAAACUGACAACCACCAAUACUGGACCGAGUCAACUGAUAAAACGAGGCGUGGCCAUGAAAGCCUAGCUGCAGCUCUCGCGAGUAGGCAAUUGAGCAGUAGUAGUAGUAGCCAAGGCUAUGAUACAGAUAGGAUAGCUCACAGUACAGCUCAAGAAGAACGUCCAGCCACCCGCGCCUACACGGGUUUGCAACAUCGGGAAGGAAUACCCUCCCCGUCUCCGACAAGCCUACAAAAUCCCGCCCGACCGACAAGAAGCUCAUUAGGCUUCUCUAACGAUGUCUUUGGCCUUGCUAAUACCUGCACAAUUGUAUCAGAAUCGCUAAGAUCUGUCAAACAAGGACCAGCAGAAUGCCCAUCCCUUUCUGGCGAUCUUCAGAAACUUCGAACCGUACUUGUACAGUAUAACUCGGCGACGGUCAAUGCGAAUAUCCAGCGGGAUGAUGUUGGGAGAGAUACGGCCGAUCAAAUUUAUGCCUUUGGCCAACAACUCCAAAGGCUCUCAGCAACGCUCCGACAGUGUCAAGUCCAAGAUUCACCAUUGCCGCAAGGGUACCUUCCGCAAUGUCAACUCCAGAUACGGAAGUUGCUCCGCUCAUUAUGUGCAAGGAUCAACAGUCUCCAAACUCCAGGCACUGGAAGCCCCAGCGCUGGCGGCGACUUCUAUCAACCACUCAAUUCUGGCCGCAACUUGCAGCUCUUCGUUCCUUCUACCGAAGGACACGAUCGUGAUAGACACACUGAAUCAAGGGCCGCUUCUGGUAUUGAGUCACUGUACGAUGAUCACUUAAAUGCACAGGAUAGCGGUAGCACACCAACAAGACCUGAUUCUCAUGCCGUUCUCCUGCAAGAAGACGAGAAGCGAUAUGCCCUCGCGUUCUACAAAGAUGGAUACGAAGGAGCAUUUGCUCCAGGCGUAGACUCUGGAUUCGCCGUGACGUAUCCACACACACACUCACUUCUCACCAAGCAAGUUGAUUAUACUGUUGUGAAGGCACCUUCCGAUAGACUUUUGGAGGCUCAUGCAAAGCAGCUCACCGCUGCCCCGUCGCUACAGUAUGUUGGACGUUCCCGAGAUGAAUCACAGCUUGAAGUUCAUGAUGCAUUCUCGCGUGGUUCAAUUCCACGAACUACUGUCUCGAACGUGGGCGCUGUCGCUUCCGCUCCUGUACUCGAUGCCGUCUUGCAUUACAGCAAGGUCCUUGUGUGUGCAGUUGUGGCCUCGGCUCUCGUCGCACCUAUUACCCAGACCUCGGUCUCAAUGUUGCUAUCACUCUUCAUCCACGUCUCCGCCCUCUUGCUUUCCGCCCCACGACAAGUUCAACUCGCUGCAUUAGCUUGUCUCGCUGUCCUGGCUGUGUCGAAUACGAUACUCUUCAAGGACUUUCAAAAGGGAUGCCAGGAAUGGACUGAAGGCAGUUCAUUGGCUUCAAUCGCGAGAGUAGCAGUAUGUGCUGCGCUUGUGGCAAAUCCCCCUUCACUGUCUGGUGUGGCGACGAUGUUGUCACUACUCGGUGGUACGCAAAACGAUUGUUAUGGUGUAAACCUCGAAGUCGAUUCUCCAAGCUCCUAUUCAUCUCAAAAUAACCCAUCCAAAGAUUUGGAUCAUCUUGGACACAGAAGACCCCAAUGGCUUGCGAUGAUGGAUAAUCUUACUGCUAUUGCUCUGUGA